This is a messenger RNA of Xiphophorus maculatus (southern platyfish), 786 nucleotides long. RefSeq names its product gastrula zinc finger protein XlCGF8.2DB-like. The transcript has 2 exons. The annotation marks the transcript as partial. The record is from RefSeq and is a predicted model, not a curated record. Gene Ontology annotation, biological process: regulation of transcription by RNA polymerase II. NCBI's taxonomy places the organism in Eukaryota, Metazoa, Chordata, Actinopteri, Cyprinodontiformes, Poeciliidae. Gene Ontology annotation, cellular component: nucleus. Gene Ontology annotation, molecular function: RNA polymerase II cis-regulatory region sequence-specific DNA binding; DNA-binding transcription factor activity, RNA polymerase II-specific.
AUGGUGGUUCCUGUUGAUGAGCAAACAGACCACACUGAAUCAGAACCAAACGGGAACCAAGACAUCUUCCAGGAAGCUGCUGAAGCUGAGAACCAAAAUCAGGAAAGAAGAAAACCUUUCUCAUGUGUCAUCUGUAAAAAGCGUUUGACUUUCAAAUCUGUUUUUGAUGCUCAUAUGAGAACUCAUACGGGUGAAAAGCCGUUUUCUUGUGUGAACUGUGGAAAAAGUUUUAGUCUAAAACAGGAUUUAACUCGGCAUAUGAUGAUUCACACUGGUGAAAAGCCGUUUUCAUGUGUGAAUUGUGGAAAAAUUUUUAGUCAAAAACAGAAUUUAACUAAGCACAUGAUGAUUCACACUCGUGAAAAGCCGUUUUCAUGUGUGACCUGUGGAAAAAGUUUUAUUCGAAAACAGAGUUUAACUGAGCACAUGAGGAUUCAUACUGGUGAAAAGCCGUUUUCAUGUGUGACCUGUGGGAAAAAAUGUUUUCGUCAAAAACAGUAUUUAACUAAGCAUAUGAUGAUUCACACGGGUGAAAAGCCGUUUUCAUGUGUGACCUGUGGAAAAAGUUUUAGUCAAAAACAUGUUUUAACUCAGCACAUGAUGAUUCACACUGGUGAAAAGCCGUUUUCGUGUGUGAACUGUGGAAAGAGAUUUAGUCGAAAACAGGAUUUUACUCAGCACAUGAAUAUUCACACAGGUGAAAAGCCGUUUUCAUGUGUGACCUGUGGAAAAAGUUUUAUUCGAAAACAGGAUUUAACUCAGCACAUGAUGAUUCACACUGGUGAA